GCGGGCGCGCUCCACACCCCCGGCCGGCCCAGCCAGCCAGCGAGUCCGGAGCCCGGGCGUCCAUGGGGCGCCGCUUCCACCCGGCUCCCACCUCGACCACAACCGCUGCCUGCGGCGUUCGCCUGUGCUGACCUGGUACUUGGGACUUCGAGAGAGGAUCGGGCGGCCGGGAGAGGUGUUGUGGAGCAGGAUGGCUGAACAACUCCUUCCUCUGGCUUUGUAUUUGAGCAAUAUGCGGAAAGCUGUGAAGAUCAGAGAGAGGACUCCAGAAGAUAUUUUUAAACCUACCAAUGGGAUCAUUUAUCAUUUUAAAUCCAUGCACCGAUACACACUGGAAAUGUUCAGAACUUGCCAGUUUUGUCCACAAUUUCGGGAGAUCAUCCAAAAAGCCCUCAUUGACAGAAACAUCCAGGCCUCCCUGGAAAGCGAGAAGAAGCUCAACUGGUGUCGAGAAGUCAGGAAGCUUGUGGCCCUGAAAACAAAUGGUGAUGGAAACUGCCUGAUGCACGCUGCUUCUCAGUACAUGUGGGGGGUUCAGGACACAGACCUGGUCCUGAGGAAGGCGCUCUUCAGCACUCUCAAGGAGACGGACACACGCAACUUUGAAUUCCGCUGGCAGCUGGAGUCUCUUAAAUCUCAGGAAUUUGUGGAAACGGGGCUUUGCUACGACACUCGGAAUUGGACCGAUGAGUGGGACAACCUUAUCAAAAUGGCAUCCACAGACACCCCAGGAGCCCGAAGUGGCCUUCAGUAUAAUUCACUGGAAGAAAUACACAUAUUUGUCCUUUGCAACAUUCUCAGAAGGCCGAUCAUUGUCAUUUCAGACAAAAUGCUGAGAAGUUUGGAAUCGGGUUCCAAUUUCGCUCCUUUGAAGGUGGGCGGAAUUUACUUGCCUCUCCAUUGGCCUGCCCAGGAAUGCUACAGAUACCCCAUCGUUCUCGGCUAUGACAGCCAACACUUUGUACCCCUGGUGACCCUGAAGGACAGUGGGCCUGAAAUCCGAGCUGUUCCACUUGUUAACAGAGAGCGAGGAAGAUUUGAAGACUUAAAAGUUCACUUUUUGACAGAUCCUGAAAAUGAGAUGAAGGAGAAGCUCUUGAAAGAGUACUUGAUGGUGAUAGAAAUCCCAGUUCAAGGCUGGGACCAUGGCACCACCCAUUUGAUUAAUGCUGCAAAGUUGGAUGAAGCUAACUUGCCAAAAGAAAUCAACCUGGUAGAUGAUUACUUUGAACUUGUCCAGCACGAGUACAAGAAGUGGCAGGAGAACAAAGAGCAGGGGCGGAGAGAGCUGCACGCUCAGAAUCCUUUGGAACCUUCUGUUCCCCAGCUUUCUCUCAUGGAUGUAAAAUGUGAAACACCCAACUGUCCUUUCUUCAUGUCUGUGAACACCCAGCCUUGGUGCCAUGAAUGCGCAGAGAGGCGGCAAAAGAACCCAAACAAAUCCCCAAAGCUGAACUGCAAGCCGGGACCUGAUGUGAUGCUUGGCGCCUCUAGAGGCGAGGCCUAUGAGCCCACGGCCUGGGGCCCAGAGGAGCCUGCUGGGGGCCCUCAUUCAGCCCCUCCAACAGCGCCCAGCCUUUUCCUGUUCAGCGAGACCACCGCUAUGAAGUGCAGGAGCCCUAACUGCCCUUUCACAUUGAACGUGCAGCACAAUGGAUUCUGUGAGCGUUGCCACAAUGCGCGGCAACUGAAUAUGGGCCACAUCUCGGACAAGAGGCAUUUAGAUCCUGGUAAGUGCCGAGCCUGCCUCCAGGAUGUCACCAGGACAUUUAAUGGGAUCUGCAGUACUUGCUUCAAAAGGACUACGACAGAGUCCUCCUCGAACCUCAGCUCCAGCAUCCCUCCUUCCUGCCAUCAGAGGUCCAAGUCGGACCCGUCGCAGCUCUUCCAGAGUCUCUCCCCACAUUCUUGUCACAGAGCUGGGAGUGAGGUCCCCUCUGGCUGCCUCUCUCAGGCCGCAAGGACUCCAGGGGACAGGAUAGGGACAAGCAACUGCAGAAAAGCUGGCUGCAUGUAUUUUGGGACUCCAGAAAACCAGGGCUUUUGCACGCUGUGUUUCAUCGAGUACAGAGAAAAUAAAUAUUUUGUUGCUGCCUCGGGGAAAGCCAGUCCCACAGCCUCCAGGUUCCAGAAUGCGGUCCCCUGCCUAGGAAGGGAAUGUGGCACCCUGGGAAGCACCAUGUUGGAAGGAUACUGUCAGAAGUGUUUCAUUGAAGCUCAAAAAAAGAGACUUCGUGAAGCCAAAAGGACUGAAGAGCAACUGAGAAUGAGCCAGCGCAGAGAUGUGCCUCGAACCACGCAGAGCGCCUCCAGGCCCAAGUGCGCCCGGGCCUCUUGCAAGAACAUCCUGGCCUGCCGCAGUGAGGAGCUCUGCAUGGAGUGCCGGCACCGGGCCGAGCCAGCUCCUGAAGAGCCCCCCAAGCAGCGCUGCCGGGCCCCCGCCUGCGAUCACUUUGGCAACACCAAGUGCAACGGCUACUGCAAUGAGUGCUUUCAGUUCAAGCAGAUGUACGGCUAACCGGAGACAGGUGAGCCAGCUGCAGCCGGUCGCCAACAUGGUGCUAUGUACUCAAAACACUCUGGAUGCCACUGGAGGCUCAGUCCCAGCAACAGUAGGCUGGACGGUGUCUUUGAGCAGGAGAGGAAAGAUAAGCUCUGGGUCAUGGCCUGGAAUUUGGUAACCAGGGGACAUUCCCAGGUGGCCUUCGAGCAGAGCUCGAGACUGGCAGCAGAUGGUGUCGGAUUCAGCCCCGGGCCAUUGCUCCUCUCCGAGGGGAAGGCCAGGACCUUUAUGGACUUGGAAUGCGUGCCAGGACUGCGUCAUCAUCUUUCGAGAAGAGGGAAAAGACACACAGUCAGAGCCUCUCCACCUGCCCUCAAUUGGCAGUGCUCAGAGACGGGAAGCUGAAGUCUCGUGACCCACAGGCCCUCGCGAGAAGCUCAGGAGGCUCAGGGAAAACAGAUAUUUUCAGUAGUUAGUGGUUUUUCCCUGACUUGUUCUUUUCCCAUGGACUGUGAUUCUGAGGCUGCUGAGACUGAGUAAGUUCAUACUGAAAAGCAAACCAGCUGCUCUUUACCAUAUGUACUUGUAAAAAUCAGAAUAUUUUAGUGGGAAGAUGUGUAACUCUUGGUUAUCACCAUCUUCACUUCUAAAGAGGUUAGCUCAACUGAGGUGUACAUUAAAAUGUGUACAUAUAUAAUGUGCCCUUAUGUAUAAGGGAUUUUUUGUUUUCUUUAAUGUUGAAAUGCUGCCCUAGAGAUGUAAGACUAAUAUCAAUAACCUGUUUUCUGGUUGUUGUUAGGGCACCAUCUGCAUACGUAGGUUUCAUGAACUCAACCUGCUACUUUGUUAAAGGCUCACGUCUGUCGAGUUCUCUUUAUUUAUUUUAUUACAAAUGUAAAGUUUAUUUAAAUGAAGAUGUUUUUUUUUCUGCUCUGUGAAGAACACUGGAGUGUCUUCUUGAGAUAAUGUAUUUGCUUUGGGUCAUGUGGAGCCAGGCAAGUUCCUGACUGCAGUGGGGGAGGCGGCAUCUCUGACGCACUUCCAUGGCCUUCCCUAGGAGAGAAGGAAUGGCGUCAGUAGUCAGUGUGUUAAAAUCUCAUGCUGCUGCUUAAUGAAACUUUGGCCAGAGCCACUCCCCAGCCACAAUAUUUAAUUGCCUCUCAGUAUCCUACCUCCUUAGAGAUGAGCUUGGAAAGCAGCAGGGGUGAGAUUGGAGAAGGUAAAGAUGUGGCCUGUGAUGAUGGUUUGAUUUGCUGUGUUCACGCUGUGUCCCCGGUGCUGGGCAGUGUCCUCGCGUCCAGUGACACCUUAGCAUUGGGACAGCAAAACCCUAUAACCAUGAGGAUAUGUCUUUCUAUCCUUGGUCUGCAGUUUCUCUGUGUGUUACUGUCGUACUUGUUCUAGAAAAAAAAAGGAGGGGAAACAUGUUGUCCCCAGAGGUAAAGGCUGCCAUUUUAUUUAUUUUUUUGGUCUGGACGUAACACCAGAAAAUAUUGGCAACCUAUAAUUCUACAUGGUCUCGACAUGGUUUCCACUUGGGUCAUCGUAAAUCUUUUCCUCGACAUAAAUCUUUAUAAUUUUUUUCUAAAGAUUUCAAAUAAACUUCAGUGUUUUUAUCUAAUUCUUUUAAGUUGAUAUUGUAAUAGUUUGUGUAUAUCAAUAUUCUCAUUUUUAAUGUGAAAAAAAUGGAGUUAUUUAUACUUAUUAUAAAAAACAUUUGAAAUUUGCACAUUUAGUUGUCCCUAGUAGAAUUCUGUUUACUC
Molecule: messenger RNA, 4266 nt
Organism: Rhinolophus ferrumequinum (greater horseshoe bat)
Lineage: Eukaryota; Metazoa; Chordata; Mammalia; Chiroptera; Rhinolophidae
Gene: TNFAIP3
Product: TNF alpha induced protein 3
Exons: 9
Coding region: 191-2518 (775 amino acids)
Biological process (GO): cell migration; positive regulation of Wnt signaling pathway; protein K29-linked deubiquitination
Cellular component (GO): cytoplasm; nucleus
Molecular function (GO): K63-linked polyubiquitin modification-dependent protein binding; cysteine-type deubiquitinase activity; DNA binding
Source: RefSeq, a predicted model, not a curated record